Molecule: messenger RNA, 432 nt
Organism: Didymella exigua CBS 183.55
Lineage: Eukaryota; Fungi; Ascomycota; Dothideomycetes; Pleosporales; Didymellaceae
Product: mitosis protein dim1
Exons: 1
Coding region: 1-432 (143 amino acids)
Biological process (GO): mRNA splicing, via spliceosome
Cellular component (GO): U5 snRNP; U4/U6 x U5 tri-snRNP complex; spliceosomal complex
Source: RefSeq, a predicted model, not a curated record
AUGGGCUCUGUAGUCCUUCCCCAUCUGCGCACAGGCUGGCACGUCGACCAAGCAAUCCUCAGCGAAGAAGACCGUCUCGUCGUUAUCCGAUUCGGGCGCGACUCUGACCCUGACUGCAUGCGACAAGACGAAGUGCUCUACAAGAUCGCGGACCGAGUGAAGAACUUCGCGGCGCUGUAUGUGUGCGAUCUCGACGAGGUCCCGGACUUCAAGGCCAUGUACGAGCUCUAUGAUCCCUGCACCGUUAUGUUCUUCUUCAGGAACAAGCACAUGAUGUGCGAUUUUGGAACGGGAAACAACAAUAAGCUGAACUGGGUACUAGAGGACAAGCAGGAGUUGAUCGAUAUUAUUGAGACGGUCUACCGCGGAGCGAAGAAGGGGAGGGGUCUGGUCGUCAGUCCGAAGGACUACUCUACACGCUAUCGAUACUAG